This is a messenger RNA of Mollisia scopiformis, 1080 nucleotides long. RefSeq lists its product as uncharacterized. The transcript has 4 exons. The coding region runs from base 1 to 1080 and encodes 359 amino acids. The record is from RefSeq and is a predicted model, not a curated record. Lineage: Eukaryota; Fungi; Ascomycota; Leotiomycetes; Helotiales; Mollisiaceae.
AUGAUUUGGUCGGGUUUCGCGCUCACUGCGCUGAUUGCGCUUUUUGCGCAAAAUGCGCUUACACAAACUGGGUCUGCCAAAGGUUCAGACUUUCUCCGUUUUGCCUGCUCUCAACUCGUCAUUGAGCGUACGGACCCUCUUGUGAAUCCUGGGGUGAUUCCAUCCUCGCACAUGCAUCAAGUCGUUGGAGGAAGCUCCUUCAAUGCUACGAUGGAUCCAGCAGUGAUUGACCCGUCUACCACGUCCAGCUGUACAUCCUGCAAGAUGUCUGAGGACUUUAGCAACUAUUGGACAGCUUCAAUCUUCUUCCAGUCUCCUGAGAAUGGCACAUUCAUACGAGUUCCACAGAUGGCGAAUGGUCGAUUGAAUGGUAGUUUGAUGGAACAACAAGGAGGACUUACUGUCUACUAUAUGCAUGCGUUCAGCGGUACGAACAAGAAUGUGACAGUAUUCCCACGUGGCUUCCGCAUGCUGGCAGGAGAUCCAACCCUCCGCACAAAACAGAGUGGCCCUGUCACCAUCUGCCACCGUUGUCUCGCCAAAAAUGAGCGGACGUCUGGUGGUAGCGGAGCUCCUUGUUCUUCUACCGACUAUGCAUCGUUUCCUCCCAAGCCGUGCCCUGGUGGAAUUCGUGCUACCGUCAUCUUCCCAUCGUGCUGGGAUGGAAAGAACUUGGAUAGUCCGGAUCACAGAACUCACGUAACUUAUCAACCGGGCUCUGCACUCGCCGGGGAUAAGUGCCCCAGCACGCAUCCUGUGAGAAUCCCGCAAGUCAUGUAUGAGAUCAUGUACGAUACCUCCGGGUUCGCUGAUCCCAAAUACUACACCAACGGCAAGCAACCUCUUGUGUAUAGCUUUGGGGAUCCUCUUGGAUACGGAGCACAUGGUGACUACCUCUUUGGAUGGAAAGAUGGUGCUCUUCAGCGUGCUAUGGAUGCUCUUGGAACAAAUUGCUUCAGCGAGACCUGUCCUGUUCUGAAAUUGCAGUCAUGGGAGAACACUGUUGCAUGCACGAAGGCUCAGCAAGCCAAGGAAAACACUGGGACAGAUACAUGUAUGUAUGCUCUCUCUGUGUUGUGA